Hymenoscyphus albidus is the source of this 1310-nucleotide messenger RNA. The record is from the annotation of a GenBank genome assembly. NCBI's taxonomy places the organism in Eukaryota, Fungi, Ascomycota, Leotiomycetes, Helotiales, Helotiaceae.
AUGGACAAUCCCACUCAUCUCCCUUCUGGACGCCCUCUCCCUCAUGAAGCUGUUACAACCAAAAUCCCACAUAGCACUAUCGAUCAUUACGCGGAAGAUGUUGCUCAACUCCAUGGCUACGGAGCCUUAACCAGACAUAUAUACAAGCAUGUCUUCAGCAGAGCGAAAGAAGCUGAUCUCGAAAAGCACAUUGACAUAUGGAUAGCCUCUCACAACUUACCCCCAAGGGGUCAUUCUGGAUUGGAGCAGAAUAAGCAAAAGAUUUUAGCGAUCAUUCCUAAACCUGGUCAACAGAAAGUGGGCGCUUUUGCAUGGAUGGUUCAUAGGAAAGUCACGGGUGAUUCUUGGAGUUUUUCGCAAGAAGCUCUCUCGUACAAGCUAAAGGAAUGGGAGGUAGACGAGGGUUUUAAUGACCUAGUCGUAGAUAAGUAUCGAUGCUGCAUUGCAGAUUGCAAAUAGGAAGAGGGGUUGCAGAAAGGAAAAGAAACUGAAAAGUACAUCCCGUCUCAUAUUUUUGUUUAACAACAGCUAAUGCUUCUUCUUCCGUCCAGCCAAUUGCCCCAAUAUUUCAAGCUCAAACAAAACCACCGAAAAUACAAAUGCGAUCAGAUAAGGUGUGGUUGUAUUUUCAGAACGAAGACGACUGCUAAGACUCAUCUUAAGAAUGAGCACCAACUAAGCCGAUACCCGAUAGAGUGGGACUCCAAACCUACAGAAGACGACUCCCUUGAUGGGGCAGAAUUGAUUGAGAACACUGGACAAGAGUAUCUUGAGGAGAAGCACCAAGAAUUGAUUGAGGGCACCGCGAGGAGGCAUGUUGGGACUAUACACCAAUUCCACGAUGGAAAGUUGGCUACAAAUUUAGAGGAGAAGGAGAAGGGCACAAACAAGAGUUUCGGAUCAUAUCGUGAGUUUGUCUCUUGGAAUCAACUGCCCUUGUUUGAAGAUAUGAAGGGAAAGGAAGUGGGUUUCGGUGCUCAUCGUCAGGCAGAAGCUAACAGUUGGAAGCACUAGCACAACAACAAUCGCAUACUCAACAAGACGAAUAUCCUCGUUCCUCAGAUCGAGCUUUGGCUACUGUGGAUGGAAUCUCAUUCACACCAUGGGGAUCUGCCCGCGAGACAAGCGAGAGUGUAGACAAGAUUCUUAAUACUGAUGAGGAUGCAAAAUUGACAACUAUGGACAAAAUGCAUGAGAUUGAUAACAAACUGGGAGUUGGCAAAAGACCUAUGGAAGAAGAAGAGGCUCAAGUAGGUGCACCACGGCCAAAGAGGUCGAAUUUUUCUGUGAAUGAGCUCCUCACAGCUUAA